Cryphonectria parasitica EP155 is the source of this 1585-nucleotide messenger RNA. RefSeq lists its product as uncharacterized. The transcript has a single exon. NCBI's taxonomy places the organism in Eukaryota, Fungi, Ascomycota, Sordariomycetes, Diaporthales, Cryphonectriaceae. Gene Ontology annotation, molecular function: protein binding. Bases 8 to 1249 code for a protein of 413 amino acids. The record is from RefSeq and is a predicted model, not a curated record.
AUGAAGCAUGCGGCUCAGAAGAAUUAUCAUUUGCUUCUCCUCUCUAGGGGCAUAUUUGCCUGUAAAUGCCCUCGUCCAUGAGCAGGUCGCCUUUGACGAUUCAGACGUCUGCUGGUGGAGCCUGAGCCCUCCAGAUCCCAUCUGUCCUAUUCUGAGACAGCAGAACCUCACUGAGAUCGUCAACAAACUCACAGGCCGCUAUGACUGGGGAGGAGGAGCAGGAGAUGAGUGUGAGGGCGAUUAUUGCCUUUACGCCAACAGAGGGUUUGCAGGCGGACGGGGCAUCGCCCUGAUCACCACGCACGAGAACUACCUGAAAGUAAAGGCGGCAGGAGACCUCCUGCAGGAGUACGACGUCUCUGUCAACGAGGACAUGGACUUUUUGCCUUUCCAUGUCGUUCGUGUUGACGGGAAAGCCAACGGCCUCAUCGCCGACUCAACUCUAAAACGAGGCGACCCCAUCAUGGCGCACACGCCCGUCCUCCUUGUCCACCACGCCUUCAGAGACGACCUGCCGCAGUCCAAGCAGCACACCCUCCUCGAAGCAGCUAUCCAUGCCUUGCCAGCCGCCACCAGAGAGUUGCUCAUGGCCCAGCUGGCCCACGUGCCCGAGCAGCAACGCCUCACCGCCCUUCUCACCACCACCAACGCCCUACAAGUGCACUUGGAUAUUGGUGGUGACCAGGACCACGACGGCCGCCAUUAUGCCUCCUUCCCCGAGGCUGCCAGGCUGAACCACGACUGCCGUCCUAACGCGGUCUUCUACAUCGACCCGACGGCACUCAUGCACAUCACCACCGCCGUGACGACCAUCAAGCCUGGGCAGGAGAUCACGCUGUCCCACCUGGAGGACCCAUUCACGCCCCACAAGGAGCGACAGCAGCAGUGCGCCGGCGUGUCCGAGCAGGAGGUGGCCGACUCGGAGACGAGGCUGCAGGAGAUCAGAUGGAUCGAGGCCAAGCUGCAGGACCCAGGCAGUGCCGAGGCCUCGACGGGCCUGAUCACCUACCUUCUCGGCCUGUACGAGAACGAGAGGCUGUUUUGCUGCCUGGCAGGCGCGUAUGCGCUGGCUGCGGUGAAUUUCAACAUGCUGGGGUAUGACAGGCAGGCGGUGCUUUAUGCAGAGCAGGCGAUCGAGGCGCUGAAGAUUGAAAAGGGGGAGGGGGUGCCUGAGAUGAAGGACCUGGAGGCGCUGAAGUGGGAUCCUAAGGCUCAUUCUUCGUGGAGGGCACGGAAGAUACCUAGGUGAUCGUUGCAGCGAUGCUAUACAUCCCUUCGUCGUUCUGAGCGAGAGGAGGAGGAGGGUUCGGUCAGAGGGUAUGAUGCAUAUCACCGAAUGGCGGUGACAGCAUGUAAUUGGCAAGUAUUAUGAGAAAAGAAACGUUUUGUCAAGACGUCAUGCUUAUAAUAGAAGUAAUACCUGCAGGCAGGCACAGUUGAAAGUUUGAACUUUGGGUUCCCUGAGCUGAGAGGGGAGUACUUGUGGAAAGACCAAUUUUGGGGCGACAAGAUAUCAUGGCAUCCUCAAGCAAGAUGUACAAGUGAAGCAAUUCCAGGCUGGACAAACAAUAGUACUUCUCUCAUC